Messenger RNA from Lachancea sp. 'fantastica', 2415 nucleotides. NCBI's taxonomy places the organism in Eukaryota, Fungi, Ascomycota, Saccharomycetes, Saccharomycetales, Saccharomycetaceae. The record is from the annotation of a GenBank genome assembly.
AUGGAGGUCCGAAAUAACGUCAACGACGUAUGCUACCUUGAAUCGUUGCACGGGAAAGCCCUGCUUUCCCGUCUGGUGAAUUUUCAGCCGCUUACCAGUUCGCAUGCAAAGAUCAAAUCAUAUCCGCUCAACCAGAUCAAAAACCAAAGAGUACAAGAGGCUCUGGUGGUACGAGACUUACUCAAUGUACUGGUCGGGUUAGAAGGCGUCUACAUCAGAUACAACAACAGUUAUCAACCAGAAUUGGGGCUUCAAGAUGACAUUCGUGGUCCCGAUUUCAGAAUCGCCAAAAACAUGGAUCUUUCACUUAAAAGUUUCGCUAAAUGGAUUGUAAAAUUUGGCAAGAUUUACGUUGUUUUGACACGUUUCAGUGAGCGAUAUAGUGAGCCUGUUUAUGGAUCGGUGAUGCACCGGCUCUGUUUUGAGAUUCGACAGUUCCUAACCUACGAUUACGUGCGUAGUAUAAUUGAACAGGCAGAAGCUGAAUUCCAAACAAAUCCACUUUUCAGCAUUCGAGGUCUAGGACAGCUGCUCACACAGAACUGUGCCUAUAAGGCACAAUUACUGUACGAUUUGGUACAAGAGAUAAUGCGAGAAAUGAACCGUCGGGCGCUAAUGGAUCGCGAACAGGCGGAUUUUCAGAACUUCAUGCAAGAUCUGAAAAGGGACACUUAUAACAAUAAUUCCUCCCUCAAAAAUGAGACGAGCGCUCUCUUCAUAACCGAUUCACGUAUAAACAUUCAUGCGCGCGGUGGUGUGAUUUUGCAAAUGAUCCAAGACACCAUCAAUCUACACAGAGGCAACGAGCGUAACGUAAGCUUUCUCCAGAAGCUAUUCGAAGACGUUUCAGUGCAGUACUGCUCCAUGCUGGAUAGCUGGCUUACCAACGGUUCCCUGGAGGAUCCGUACGGAGAGUUCAUGGUCGCUGAUACCGCGAAAUCAUCAUCGCGUCAGGAAGCACUGCGACUCAAUUCAUUGAACAGUGAACGCCUCUGGGAUACACAGUACGUGAUACGGAAGGACGGGAUUUUGAAUGAUUUUGAUAAAGGGAAUAUAGCAUUCAAAGUUCUGAUGACAGGUAAACUGUUGGACCUAUUUCGCAACUGCUGUGAUCUGCAAACUACCAUGGGCAUCUUGCCCAAUGAAAAAUUGAAAUAUCCUCUCAAUAGAUUGCCGCAGAGAACAGAGCUUUUGUUAUAUGUGGAUUCGCAUUACUCACGCGCCAAUAAAUUGGCACACGUUCUGUUUUACACCGGAUACGAUCUACCGCGAGUACUUCAAGAAUUCCAUCACAACUUCCUGCUCUUUAACAACCCUGGCUUUUUCAAGAAGUUUUUCAAUCGUUCGCUAGUAGAACUUACUAAGCUCCGCAACGGCUCGGUUAUAGAGAAACUCCGAAGGACAUUUCGAGAGUAUCAAAGCUCUCGAGAAGAAGAAAACAACAAGGUAGUACUACCCUUGAUGAACUUACAACUUGACGAAAGUUGUUUUCAGCGGGUCAUCGAGCAGUUUUCUUCAGAAACAAGCACUGACAACGACAACGCAAACCUUUUACAGGCUAGUAACUUUGGGAACCUUCGCGAUUUGCUAUUACGAGAUUUAGACGUGCAAGAAAUGAGCGAGGGAAACCAAUCCAAGAGAACUGAGUUUGAUUACUCUAUUCAUCACCUACAAUUUGAGAUCAUUGUACCAUAUCCUUUUAACACCAUCAUUUCGAGGACUUGCAUCUUUCAGUACCAGGCAAUACAAAGGUAUCUCUUAUUACUGCAUUAUUACAAUAAGGUUCUCGAAGACACAUGGUUUGAGAUCAACAAAAGCAAGAUUUGGAGGCAUCCGGGCUUCAACAAAGACGUGCAUUUAUGGAUACGACGAUGCCGAGUGUUACAUUUCCGAAUGGCACAAUUUAUGAAGCUCAUGCUGGAAUAUACCAGUCUGGACGUUAUUCAGAACGGCUGGUCGGACCUUGAGAAGCAAAUAAAGAAUGCAACAUCAACAGAUUUCGACUUUCCACAAUUUCAGAACUCAUUGCAAGAUUUUCUGACGCAACAAAUGUCGCAUUCAUUGUUGACCAAUGCGUCAUUAGUACGAAUACUGGUUCAAAUAACAAACAUUGUCCAUCGGUUCUGCAAGUUCGUCACCUCGCUAAGGAAGACACUGUGCUCAUUAGACGUGCGUCUUUUCUCUUACUACCAUGGACAAUUGUCGGAUGAGGUGCAGUAUGACGAAAUAGCAGCUUUGCAGAAGCUUCAGGAACUGCAAAAACAUCUGACUUUAAUUUGGGACAGCUUUACUCAGCAUAAAAGUGCAUUCGCUGAAGGAGUAAGAUACUAUUGUAAUCACGGUUCUGUACGAAGCGGGCUGAACCCCGUUUUGGCGCUGGAAGAAAGGCUGCGAGACAUCGAGUUUGAUGGCUAA